AAGUUCACAUAUACAUGACUAUUACAGUAAAGUAUUGUUACAGAGGAUGACUAUUAUAAUUUAUUGUCAAAGGACAGCCCGGUGCACUAAAGCUCCCGCUAUGCGCAGGAUCCGGGAAGAGCCCGACCACAAGGGUCUAUUGUACGCAAACUUGGAGUUUCAUAAUUGGUCAAUAGUUUUGUAUUAUUCUAUUGAAGUCUGACAAUUACUUUUAAUAUAGUUUAAUGUACAGCUUGUAGAAUACUACUUGCAUUACUUUGAAAUUUCAGAAGUUUAUUUCCAUAUGUACAGCCGCUAAUGAUGUGUGUAUAUUUGACACGUUCAAUGCAAACUUCCAUAUAUAUACUCUCUAAUACACUGCUAAUUAGCCACAUAUUAUCAAAAUUUGUUAGUUAGGAGCUAUUAAAUGCUGAUUAGUGACGAAGUUUAUAGCUAAUUCCAUUUUUCUUGGUAGCGAUACCUUCACCAUCACCUCUAAUCCACCCAAAAUACCAAAAGAAGUUGUGUACAAAAACAAAAAAUGUAUAGAGUUGCAAGUGCAUCAGAGUACUUGGUGGUGACAGGGCUAGGGAUCAAUGAUAUAAAUAUAACAAAGAAAGCAUGGAUACUUCCAGGGCAAUCAUGGACAAAGUUUGAUGUUUCACCUGUGAAUUACACAUUUGAAGUCCAAGCUAUGAGUGCUGAAAAGCUCCCUUUUCUUCUUCCAGCUGUUUUCACAGUUGGUCCUAGAGUUGAUGAUGAAGCCAGCCUAUUGAAGUAUGCAAAACUCAUCUCUCCACAUGACAAAUACUCAAACCAUGUCAAAGAUCUUGUUCAAGGUAUCAUUGAAGGAGAAACUAGAGUUCUUGCUGCAUCAAUGACAAUGGAAGAGAUAUUCAAAGGAACCAAAGAGUUCAAACAAGAAGUAUUCCAGAAAGUCCAACUCGAACUAAACCAAUUCGGGCUUUUAAUCUACAAUGCAAACGUCAAACAACUCGUUGAUGUUCAAGGACACGAGUACUUCUCCUACUUGGGUCAAAAGACUCAAAUGGAAGCAGCAAACCAAGCUAAAAUAGACGUUGCGGAAGCCAGAAUGAAAGGAGAGAUUGGAUCGAAGCUAAGGUCAGGACAAACACUACAGAACGCAGCUAAGAUCGAUGCAGAAACGAGGAUUAUAUCGACACAAAGGGAAGGAGAAGGGAAGAAAGAGGAGAUAAAAGUGAAGACAGAAGUGAAGAUAUUUGAAAACCAUAGAGAAGCAGAAGUUGCUGAAGCAAAUGCAGUGUUGGCAAAGAAGAAAGCAGGGUGGGCUAAAGAAGCACAAGUUGCAGAAGUGGAGGCAGAGAAAGCAGUGGCUUUGAGAGAUGCUGAGUUACAAAAGGAAGUAGAGAGGAUGAAUGCUUUGGCCAUGACAGAGAAACUUAAGGCUGAGUUCUUGAGCAAAGCUAGUGUUGAGUAUGAAACUAAGGUGCAAGAAGCAAAUUGGGAGCUCUACAAGAAACAAAAAGAGGCAGAAGCAUUUCUAUUCGAAAAGGAGAAAGAAGCAGAAGCACAGAAAGCAACUGCAGAGGCUGAUUUCUACAGACGUAAACAGAUCAUCGAUGGAGAUUUAUAUGCCAAGAUGAAGGAAGCAGAAGGACUUAAAGCUCUAGCAGAAGCUCAAGGCACAUACUUGCACACUCUCUUAGAAGCUUUGGGUGGAAACUAUGGUGCUCUAAGGGAUUACUUAAUGAUCAGUGGUGGAAUGUUUCAAGAGCUUGCCAAGAUUAACGGUGAAGCUAUUCGAGGCCUACAACCCAAAAUCAGCAUUUGGACAAAUGGAGGUUCUGAGGCAAAUGCAGAAGGUGGUGGAAGUGCCCUAAAAGAAGUUGCUGGCAUCUACAAAACAUUGCCACCAUUGUUUAAGACUGUUCAUGAACAGACUGGAAUGAUGCCACCUACAUGGAUGGGCACCAUCACCAAUGACUCUAGUCAAUGAUUCUUAUCCUAAAGAAAUAAUGCAAUGAUCAAAAGGUCACACGUUUGUUAUUUUGUUAAAAUAAGAGAACCAAGGGAUUGGACCCCUGAUUAGUGCUCAGUCAGGUCAAGAGUUUGAUUCAAUUGUCGAACUUAAUAAAGUUCUACAGCUGCGGUUUGUUUACAUCUCUUUCUUACAUGUUGGGAUUAUGAAAUUAGGCAUCUUUAACCAGCUUUUUCGAUCAAAUUAUUUACUAGUUGAGCUCAGCAACAUCAAAUGGAUACCUACAUCUGAAGGCACCAGCACGGAGAACCUUUAGUCAAAUGAGAAAGACAGAGGAACAUUAAAUGAGACCUGGCAAACCAUUUCACUUCGUAGAGGUGAAGUGGGAAGAA
Molecule: messenger RNA, 2331 nt
Organism: Solanum dulcamara
Lineage: Eukaryota; Viridiplantae; Streptophyta; Magnoliopsida; Solanales; Solanaceae
Product: flotillin-like protein 4
Exons: 3
Coding region: 521-1957 (478 amino acids)
Biological process (GO): protein localization to plasma membrane
Cellular component (GO): plasma membrane; plasma membrane raft
Source: RefSeq, a predicted model, not a curated record